CGGAUGGGGCUGGAGCCCCUGCGGCCCCACGGCCCCGUUCCCUGUGGCUCAGAGCGCGGGGUCCCGGGGGAGCGGGACGAGCCGCGGCCGCGCUGGCGUCGGGGCUGCCAUUGGCUCGGGCGGGAGCGCUGACCGCCAGCCGCCUCCAAACUAUUUCCUGUUGCUGCGGCGUUAAUGCUAAACAGACCUUGCUCUCUCUUCCCUCGCUCCAGCCAAAGUGCAGCUCCCGCCGCCGCUCGCCUUCCCGAUGCCGAGCACUCACUGUCCCCGCAGCCGCUGAGUGGGAUGGAGAGCCGCAGGCGGGACAUGGAGCUCCUGAGCAACAGCAUGGCCGCGUACGCGCACAUCCGAGCCAACCCGGAGAGCUUCGGGCUCUACUUCGUGCUGGGCGUCUGCUUCGGGCUGGUGCUGACCCUGUGCCUGCUGGUGCUGCGCCUCUCCUGCCGGCCCCUCGCGCGCCCCCCGAGGGACCUGAGCGAGGACGAAGAGGAUGACGACGAUGAGGACGAGGAAGAGGAGGACACUGUUGACCGCGCAGCAUCUGAGUCGCUGCUGCCGGUGACCGAGAUCCCGCUGGAGCCCCACGUCGCCGGGGACGGAGCGCUGGCCGUCAACGUCUUUGCCUCGGCGGAGGAGCUGGAGCGGGCGCAGCGGCUGGAGGAGCGCGAGCGCAUCAUCCGCGAGAUCUGGCGCAACGGGCAGCCCGACAUCCUGGGCACCGGCACCCUGGGCCGUGUCCACUACUACUGACCCCGGCGCCGUGCCCGGCUCCCCGCGGUAGCUCAGACAGCGCUCUGCCGCCCCAGGACCUGCUUGGGGGGCGCAGAUGGGAGGAUGGGGGUGCUACUCGCUAUCCCGGGACACCCCUGGGGACAGACCGGCCCCCACCGCUGCGGGACAUGAUGCACUUUGAGCCAUCGGUACGAUUGCUGGCACCAGCCGAGCAGCCCUGGACGCUGCAGGGACAAGGCCAAGGCCAGGGCAGAGCUCGCCGGGCUCGGCGCGGGAGGGAGGCCCAUCCCGUGGGGCAGAGCGGCUCUGUACGGCCGUGUAAGCUGUGGGGUUCUGCCCCACAAACAUGGUGCUGUUACACCCA
Molecule: messenger RNA, 1096 nt
Organism: Columba livia (rock pigeon)
Lineage: Eukaryota; Metazoa; Chordata; Aves; Columbiformes; Columbidae
Gene: EVA1B
Product: eva-1 homolog B
Exons: 3
Coding region: 175-750 (191 amino acids)
Source: RefSeq, a predicted model, not a curated record